Chironomus riparius is the source of this 714-nucleotide messenger RNA. Lineage: Eukaryota; Metazoa; Arthropoda; Insecta; Diptera; Chironomidae. The record is from the annotation of a GenBank genome assembly.
AUGAAAAUUAAUGAAACAUUUGAAAAUUUUAAAGGCUUUUCAAAGUUAUCUAAAGUUUUGUGGAUCACAAGACAAUUUGGAAGAAACUUGCUUCAACGUGCUGCAGUAAACUCAAAAGAAGUCAAAACACAUCAAAUCUUGUGGAAAGAACUUCGAGAUUCUUGCAAGUCUGAUGACGAAUUCUUGGAAAUACUUAAAGAAGUUGAUGAGGAUGAAAACAAUGUUUUUAAUCUUGCUGCAGCAUUUACAACAAGUGAAGAGUUUGAAUUCAUGAUUUCGGAGUUGGAAAAGCUUAAAAAUGACAAAGAAACAAAAAAAGUUUUAAAAUCAUUUGGAUUAGUAAAUAAAAAUUUACUUCAGUCCGCCGCAAUUUACAACAAAAGUCUUAAAACAAAUCAAAAAAUUUGGACAAUAAUUUGCAAAUAUUUUGAUGCCGAAGAGAUUUUGGAAUUGGUCGAACAUUGUGACAAAGAUGGUGACAAUCUUCUCUGCUGUGCUGUUAAUUGCAAUACAAAAGAAAUUGUUGAAUUCUCUUGGAACCAAAUUAAAUAUUUAAAAGUCACAAAAGAACUUCAAACUGAAUAUUUGAACAGAAAAGGAUAUCAAGGCAAAAACUUACAUCAAUUAGCAUUGGAAAAUCAAUCAAAUGAUUCAGAAGUAGCUGCAUGGGUGCAAGAAAUCAUGAAAGAAUAUAAAAUUGUAUUUACAAAGUAA